Molecule: messenger RNA, 1550 nt
Organism: Carassius auratus (goldfish)
Lineage: Eukaryota; Metazoa; Chordata; Actinopteri; Cypriniformes; Cyprinidae
Product: early growth response protein 2b
Exons: 2
Coding region: 183-1316 (377 amino acids)
Biological process (GO): regulation of transcription by RNA polymerase II
Molecular function (GO): DNA-binding transcription factor activity, RNA polymerase II-specific; RNA polymerase II cis-regulatory region sequence-specific DNA binding
Source: RefSeq, a predicted model, not a curated record
AGUUUGACUUGUUGCAGCACACAUGAAGGGAGCUGAUGAGCUCUAACAGACCGAAGCGCGGUUAUGAAGACAGCACUGAAGUGAACAUAUUUGCAGCACAUCGGCUAGAUCCGAAAAGAUCUGAGAACAACUGAAUACAGUUCAGCUCCUUAAAAAAAAAAAAAAAACCUCCGAGGAUCAAAAUGACAGCGACAGCUACUAACGCGUCGCUACAUGAUCUGAUACGCUCUCUGGAUGAGACCCCCACAUCAGGCUUCUGUCCCGUGGAUGUGGGGGUCUGUUCUGCUUCUGAACACUUCAGUGAGGCGUCGCGAGGUGGCUUGAGCACCGACAGCUUCGGGACGGAGAAACGGGGUCUCGAUCUGACAGACCCGAGCAAGUUCUCUCCUCCACACAGUGCGUCCAUCGCCUACACAGGCACAAUCUCCAUCGAGGCUCAAGGAAGCUGGAAUCAGGAGGGAAUAAUCAACUUUGUCAGUGCAGGAGUGCAGGACAGGCCGGCUUCCCCGGGAUCAUUCUCCACGGGCUCCCCCUCGGCUCCCACAGACCUCACUCCAGACUGCUCCAGAACAGGCAUGGAGCACAUGUACACAGGCCCACCCCCUUACACCUGCAGCGCCGAUGGCUACCAGGACCCCUCGGCUUACCUAUCGACCACCACGUGCCCCCUAACAUACGCCACCCCGUCCUACCCAACCCCAAAGUCUACUAUAGACGGGACGCUCUUCUCCAUCGUUCCCGACUAUGGGGGUUUUUAUCAGACCAGCAGCAGCCAAAGGGACAACAUGGCUAUGUUUCAGGACAUCAAGCCAUUCUCGUGCUCUUUUGACUCCCUCAGAGUCCCUCCGCCUCUGACUCCCUUGAACACCAUUAGAAACUUUACUCUGGCGUGUCCGGUAGAGGGGCCGAGGCCGCCUGUAGACUGCGCCCAUCCGCAGAGCGUCCCACUCAGGCCAAUACUGCGGCCACGGAAGUACCCGAACCGACCGUGCAAGACGCCGGUCCACGAGCGGCCGUACCCCUGUCCCGCGGAGGGAUGCGACCGGAGGUUCUCGCGCUCGGACGAGCUGACGCGCCACGUGCGCAUCCACACCGGCCACAAGCCGUUCCAGUGCCGCAUCUGCAUGCGCAGCUUCAGCCGGAGCGACCACCUCACGACGCACAUACGCACGCAUACCGGAGAGAAGCCCUUCUCCUGCGACUUCUGCGGGAGGAAGUUCGCCAGGAGCGACGAGCGACGGAGGCACACCAAAAUCCACCAGAGACAGAAAGAUAGAAGAGCGCCUGAGCCUCCUCACAGCUCGAGUACUGGGUAACACUUUAACAAGCUCUGACUGCUGGGUCAGUGCAUGACCCAUUAUACCUGGAACUAUGUGAGGGCACAGAUAUGGGAAGGCAGCUUUCGAUUUAAGUGUUGAAUGUGUUUUGUUGUAGUCACAGAAUAUUUCACGUGCAUUGUGCAAACUGCAGUUGUUCUGUAGUGUUUACAGUGAGUCUUUUUAUUGCCAUUACUACUGUCAUGUGUUUGAAUAAACUGAUAAUGACCACAA